This is a messenger RNA of Oncorhynchus mykiss (rainbow trout), 2296 nucleotides long. RefSeq names its product galactose-3-O-sulfotransferase 2. Gene Ontology annotation, biological process: glycolipid biosynthetic process. The record is from RefSeq and is a predicted model, not a curated record. Lineage: Eukaryota; Metazoa; Chordata; Actinopteri; Salmoniformes; Salmonidae. Gene Ontology annotation, molecular function: galactosylceramide sulfotransferase activity. Gene Ontology annotation, cellular component: membrane.
GUCCAAACCUGUUUUAUCCCAGAGCCCUGAAGGAGCAGCUAGCCAGGAGGGGAAAGGCGCAAUAAUAAAAGGGAAUUGCAGCUUGACAAAACAGCACUGCGAGGGCGUCACGUAGCAACCUACGGUAGCCUAAAAUAAUAAAGCAAAACCUCCGGGAUUUUAUACAGAAAACAAUAAUACUCGUUAAUCUAUAGCGAUGGCUUGAUUUGAUCGGUGGGUUUUCGGUAAAGGCACGGCCAGGGCUCGUGCCUUCGAGAUGCACGGUGGCUCCUGCUGCCGCCAAUCGCUGCAACACGCCACGGAAACCGCAACCGGCCCGGUUCUAUCAUGGCUUUCAAACGGAGAGCGAGGAGGAUGCGGCUAGGGCUGGGGCGCUAUCGGGUGGGGCCCAUGUGGCUCUGGAAGGCCCUGCUGGUGUUCGUGGCCAUCGCCUUCGCAGGACAGUUACUGGGGGUCAUCUUCAACAAAAGCCUCCAGCAGGACAGGUCGCGGUCGCUGUUCUCAUCCGACGGCCAGGGCCCGCCUCUGGGCUCCUGUCGGCCCCACAGCCACGUCAUGUUCCUGAAGACCCACAAGACAGCCAGCAGCACUGUUCUCAACAUGCUUUACCGAUACGGAGAGGAGAGGGAUCUGUUCUUCGCCCUGCCUCUGGGGUACCAGUUUGGCUACCCCCUCCCCUUCAACGCACACAGGGUCAAAGGUUAUAGAGGGCCCCACGUGGCCGAGUUCAGCAUUAUGGGAAACCACAUGCGCUUCAACAAACCAGAGGUAGAGAAGGUGAUGCCAGUGGACACCUUUUACUUCUCUAUCAUGCGUGACCCCGUAGCGCUGGCCGAGUCGUCCUAUGCCUAUUACAAAGCUGUUGCCCCCGCCUUCAAGAAGGCCAAAGGCCUGGGAGACUUCGCCGACAACCCCAGGAAGUACUACGACCCCCGUCUCCGUAACAACCACUACGCCCGCAACCUGCUCUGGUUCGACUUCGGCCUGGACCACAAUGCCAACUUCUCGACCACACUGGCCCGAAGAGGCGAGGCGGCCGUCCGACGCGCCUUCAAACUCAUCCUGGUCUCUGAGCACUUUGACCAAUCCAUGGUCCUGCUGCGCCACGCCCUCUGCUGGCCGCUGGACGCCAUCGUCUCCUUCAGUCUCAACGCCCGCCAGCAGAAGCCCAGCGGAGGCAGCUCCUGGGUGGGUAAAGUGGCUGCUGUGCAGCCCCCCGCCCUGGCUCUAACAGACGACCAACGUCUAAAGCUCCGCGAGUGGAACGCCCUGGACUGGCACCUCUACCAGGCAUUCAACCGCUCUUUCUGGAACGAGGUGGAUCGCUUCGGGAGAAUUAGGAUGGACCAGGAGGUCGCUCUUCUCCGUACCCGCCGGGAUGUGCUGGCCCGGGCCUGCCUGAGGGAUGGCGGGAGACCUGUGGAGGCCAGCCGCAUCCGCGACAAGACCAUCAGGCCCUUCCAGAGCGGCUUGGUGAAGAUCCUGGGAUAUGAGCUCCAGCCUGGGCUGGACAACGCUACUCAUCAGUCCUGUCUGAGGAUGAUCAGGCCAGAGAUCCAGUAUAAGGACCUGCUGGAUGCCAGGCAGUUCCCCAGGGCUGCUCCCCAGGCUGCCCAAGCCCAGGCCCCGGCUAUCCCUGCUGGGGGAGCUUACUUGAGGAAAGACCCUUCUUCCCAACUCAGGACAGGAGAGCUGGGGGUGGGGGAAGGAGGAGGAGGAGGGGGGACGGGGGAGGACAGGAGUCGGUUAUCUCGUAGUAAUAAUAAUAAUAAUAACCAGACAUUGCUACGAGGAGGAGGAGGAGGGAAAGGGAAGAUAAAAUAGUUUUCCAUCUAGAAUUCACUGCCUUGAGAGAAUGGAUAAGACAGAACGCUGACUGAGCCUGUGUACUCUUACUCAUGUACUCGUUGAGUAUUACUAAAGUACUCAAGAGACUUGUUGGAAAUAAAUACCCAUUCUCCCUCCAACCCACCUCUACUGUACAUUCUCUUCUGGCUGAACUUUGGACUGGUUAUGACUCUAUUUCGUGUUCAUAUGGACUUCAUGAUUGCUGUGGAUGUGUUUUAAUGGGACUUGAAACGGAAUUGCAUUGCAUUCAGUGGGCCAGAUGUCGUUCAAAAAUUCUGCUUCUCUGAUCGAGAAAGAAAGUUAGAUUUGGUGGUCCAACUGCUACGUUCAACAUACAGUGAGGGGAAAAAGUAUUUGAUCCCCUGCUGAUUUUGUACGUUUGCCCACUGACAAAGAAAUUAUCCGUCUAUAAUUUUAAUGGUAGGUUUAUUUGAACAGUGAAAGACAG